CACACACACAGACACACACACUUAAUUAUUUUUUCUUCCCCCUCUUUAUUCAUUAUACACCAUGUCCAGUUCAAGUCAACGAGGAGGAGCACUUAUAAAACGCGACCCUUGGUAUUACAACCCUACAUUUCUUUGGCUUGUAAAGUCAACCGCCAUCAACUUUAUCUUGCCCUUCUUUAACGGUGUCAUGCUUGGCUUUGGUGAAAUCCUUUCCAACGAAGUACUCUUCAAAUACGGUUGGUUUGGUUUUACUCGACCCAAUGCUGUUGGCAUUCACGGUAUUCCUUCCAGUGCAACAAGUGAAUAUAAAAAAGCCGUCUCGAACGAAAUCAAACGUGAACAGAGACUACAACAACAAGAACCUUUGCUUUUAGACUAAAUAAUUAAACCUCAAAAAUAAAAUAAAAAAACAAAAAUAGUGUAUGAUGGCUCCCUUCUUUUUCUAUUUCCUGUUAUUCGUUUUUUUUUUUUUACAGGUACAUCAUGGCUGUCAUAGUUUUUCAACCCUUUUCUCUACUUGACCACAACUUGUCCAAUCACAGCACAAAAAAAAGG
Molecule: messenger RNA, 555 nt
Organism: Mucor mucedo
Lineage: Eukaryota; Fungi; Mucoromycota; Mucoromycetes; Mucorales; Mucoraceae
Product: outer membrane protein TOM13-domain-containing protein
Exons: 1
Coding region: 62-379 (105 amino acids)
Biological process (GO): protein insertion into mitochondrial outer membrane; mitochondrial outer membrane translocase complex assembly
Cellular component (GO): mitochondrial outer membrane
Source: RefSeq, a predicted model, not a curated record